Trichoplax adhaerens is the source of this 474-nucleotide messenger RNA. RefSeq lists its product as uncharacterized. The transcript is spliced from 5 exons. Lineage: Eukaryota; Metazoa; Placozoa; Uniplacotomia; Trichoplacea; Trichoplacidae. The annotation marks the transcript as partial. The record is from RefSeq and is a predicted model, not a curated record.
AUGUCGAUUUUAAAAAGUAGACCAUUUAAUAUUGGUAUGUAUUCAACGCUACUGAAAGGCUGUAGAAGAUACUUGUACCAGCUGAGAGCGGAAGAAAACAAAUGGAGCUUGCAUUCGUUACGUCCUAACCGAACGCGUACGUAUUACAAGCGGCCUGAAAAAAAGAAAGGAGGACCGAGCAUUCGUGGAUGGGUAAUCUUUGCUGGCACAACCGUAGGCAUUGGUGUUGCUGGAAUCAUUUUCGCAGGGGCUCCAUCGAAGGAACCAGAGGAGGACAUUGAUAAUUAUGAUCAUAAAAACAUUGCUUUGGCUUACAUUUAUCGCGCAAAAGAUAGACUUAGGAACUCUAUCAAGUACUUCUCCGAUCCAAUCAGCCCCAAAUUAUUGCCUGACCCUUUAACUGAACCAUACUAUCAACCACCUUAUACAUUGGUCUUGGAGAUGACAGACAUAUUGGUACAUCCUGAGUACGAU